Messenger RNA from Stegostoma tigrinum, 4043 nucleotides. Its product is annotated as protein EFR3 homolog B-like. The transcript is spliced from 23 exons. Gene Ontology annotation, cellular component: plasma membrane. The record is from RefSeq and is a predicted model, not a curated record. Bases 241 to 2727 code for a protein of 828 amino acids. Gene Ontology annotation, biological process: protein localization to plasma membrane. Lineage: Eukaryota; Metazoa; Chordata; Chondrichthyes; Orectolobiformes; Stegostomatidae.
AGGGAGAAAAAGGAAGGCGGAGGGAGAAGGCUGGGAAUAUAAAGCUCUGCUCCCUGCUCUGUUGGAUCCAGAAAUCUCCUUCUAACAGACAGUACAAUAGCAGCAUUGCAGGUAUCGAGAGAGAUCAGUGCUGUGGUUUCUUGCUUUUCAUCCUUUUUCAAAGUGCUUUCUUCUUUGUCAAGUGAAACUCAACAGUCAGAUUUAUUGGAAUGCCAGUGAGCAUACAUAGUUGCAUUUCUCAUGGACUGCUGUGGAAUUGCUGACCACCAUGUUGGAAAUGGUGUCUGUGGCUGUUGUGGAGCUCUUCGUCCACGGUACAAGAGACUCGUGGACAACAUCUUCCCUGAAGAUGCCGAGGAUGGAUUGGUGAAAGCCAACAUGGAGAAGUUGACAUUUUAUGCGCUGUCUGCUCCGGAGAAGCUGGACCGGAUUGGUGCAUAUCUUGCAGAGAGGCUCAGCAGAGAUGUGGCCAGGCACCGUUAUGGUUACGUGUGUAUUGCGAUGGAGGCUUUAGACCAGCUCCUGAUGGCUUGUCACUGCCAGAGCAUCAACUUGUUCGUAGAGAGCUUUCUUAAGAUGGUGGCCAAGCUCCUGGAGUCUGACAAAGCAGCAUUGCAGAUCCUGGGAACAAAUUCGUUUAUAAAGUUUGCAAACAUUGAAGAGGACACACCUUCAUAUCACCGAAGCUAUGACUUCUUCGUCUCCAGGUUUAGUGAAAUGUGCCAUUCAGGACACGAUGAUGCUACAGACAGAACUAAGAUCCGUAUGGCUGGUAUAAAGGGUCUGCAGGGUGUGGUAAGGAAGACAGUUAAUGAUGAACUCCAGGCCAACAUCUGGGAACCCCAGCAUAUGGAUAAAAUUGUGCCCUCCCUCCUUUUCAAUUUGCAACAAGCAGAAGAAGCUGAGAGUCGUUCUCCAUCACCACCGCAAGAAACUGAGAAGGAGAAGGAGAGCCCUGCUGCCGUGGCUGAAGGUUGCCUUCGCGAGCUGCUGGGCCGUGCAGCAUAUGGAAACAUCAAAAAUGCCAUCAAGCCAGUUUUAAUGCACUUAGAUAACCACUCACUUUGGGAGCCUAAACUGUUUGCAGUCCGGUGUUUCAAGAUCAUCAUGUAUUCUGUUCAGUCCCAGCAUUCCCACUUGGUCAUUCAACAGUUGGUGGGCCACCUGGAUGCCAACAGUAAGAGCGUUGCCAAAGUACGCACUGGGAUUGUGGAUGUGCUGUCGGAGUCUGCUGUUAUCGCUGCUGGCGGAUCUGUCGGGCCCACAGUGUUGGAGGUAUUCAACACACUGCUGAGACAUCUUCGCCUCAGCAUUGACUAUGAGCUGACUGGCAAGUAUGAUUCAACCACCAAUGUCAGUAACCAGAUCAUUAAAGAGCAUGAGGAAAGGAUUUUUCAGGAAGCUGUUAUCAAGACCAUUGGUGCUUUUGCAAAUACAUUACCUGCCUAUCAAAGAUCAGAGGUCAUGUUGUUUAUCAUGGGAAAAGUUCCACUACCUGCAGUUCACCAGGUUCUAGAUGUCGGAAAGCCAGGGGACAAUGGAAAUCGAAUGAUUCAAUUGAUGUUGCUAAAAUCCCUCCUACAGGUGACAAUUGGAUUCCAGAGCAAUAAUCUUUUAGCAACCCUGCCCACCUCCUUCCUGGAACCUCUUCUCUCUGCCUCAUUAAUGGAGGAUGCUGAACUUCGCCUCCUUGUCAUAGAAAUCCUUCUCAGUCUGAUCGACCGCCAAGGAAAUAGACACAAGUUCUCUCAUGUCAGUAUUGUUUCAGACAUCUCUGUACUCAUGCUAAAAGUGGACAAGUGUUCCCGACAGGAUACUCUGUUUAUGAAGAAGCACUCACAGACAUUGUACAGAUACAUCUAUAUGAGCUGUAAACAGGAGAAUAACUCCCAUAUCCACUAUGAUGCUCUAUACGCCAUGCUUGCACUCAUCAGCGUUGAGCUGGCCAAUGAGGAGGUAGUUGUGGAUCUUAUUCGUGUGGUAUUAGCCCUCCAGGAACUUUCAUCAACCAAUGAGGAUAACCUGCCUGUGUGGACACGCUGUGCAAUUCAUGCCCUCUGCUCUGCCUAUCUGAACCUCAUUAGCCAGCUGACCAGCCUGCCUGCCUUCUGCCAGAAUAUACAGCAGGUAAUUGAAGUCAGAAGGAAGGAAGCAUUAUACUUGUUGCCAGAGGGGGUCUUUGAAGAUGAAAACAGCAUACCCAAUUCUAUGGACAAAUUAGAGAAGGAUUUGCUGUUCCUGCAAAGUAAGAUCAGCGAAGUUCUGGCAGGCAGUGGAUACAGCUCUGAUAGGCUGGGAAUACCCUAUAUUCCACAAUUCACAGAAGAGGACCGUUUAUCAAAGAGAAAGAGCAUAGGAGAGACUAUCUCACUACAGGUGGAAGUGGAGUCUCGCAACAGCCCAGAAAAAGAGGAGAAAAUGCCAGCUGAGGAGAUUACAUAUGAAACCCUGAAGAAAGCUAUCGUAGAUGGUGGUGUCAUGGAAGAACAGGAGAGAGAGAGACGACGACAAGUGGUGGAAAAAUUUCAGAAAGCUCCAUUUGAAGAGAUAGCAGCCCAUUGUGGAGCAAGGGCAACUAUUCUGCAGAGUAAACUGAAUCAAAUAUUUGAGAUAACCAUAAGACCACCUCCCAGCCCAUCAGGUACCAUCACAGCUGGUUAUGGCCAGAUGCAGUCUCGUUCAGUGCCUGUUUACGAGAUGAAGUUUCCAGAUCUUUGCGUCUACUAGCUGCAGUACAAUACGGUCCAACACAAAUCUUCAUUGAAUUGCAGAGAUUCUGGUUACUGAUCCAGUGUCAUUUGCACAUGGAUUUGACCUAGCAGCAGAACUUGUAUUAGAUCACCCUUUCAACCAUUCCUUGCAGACUGUUAGCAAUCACAAAGAGCUGUUUUUUCCACUGGUACAAGCAUAUCAAACAUCAUUCUUACAGCUUGGUAAUGCUUUGUUAUGAAGACGUGAUCCUUCAAUGCCUUGCGUAUGCUUGCUUGACAUCAUAGACAGGUUUUACUGCACUUUAGGGCUUCCUGUGGAAGUGUAUGAUCUGGCUGCUGAGCAUUGCUGAUUGGUGAAAUUUUGAAGAAGAAAUGUCUUUUAAUGCAAUAAGCAUCAAUUUAUGAUCACAAGAUAGCAACAGACCCAGCAUUUGCCUCUCAGACUUCACAAUUUAGGUCCAGUCUGGGAAGGUUGAUUAUGGCCUUAACCAAUUUCACUCCCACAGCAGUCCUUUUGAUUGAGGAUUGCGACAGACUCUGUGUCUGUUUAAGAAACUGGCAAAUCUAACUGACAAGCAAUGCUGGGUAAUCUUUUCAGUUUUGUUACUCUCUUCUAUGUUUCAGUUUCUUGUUCUGUCUAAUGAACUGUGGCCUCCAUGAGUCAGUGUAGACAAAAGGUGUGGAAUAAGCAGAUUAUAAUGCCACAAUGACUAACUCCAAGAGGUGAGCAGAGUGGGGGCGGGAAACUGAUCCUCUGCCCUUCAGAUCUGUUAUUGGUACAGAAUUAAUGAAGACAGUAUACUUUCAUUGGUCAGCUAACAUCUGAGAAAUUCCAGCAACUCCUGUACAAAAUCAUUGUAGUUUUUGGUUGGGAACAGCCUUAGUACUGCUUGAUGCUGCACUCAGUAUCAACCACUUCAAACAGGAAUCUCUGCUCACAGGUCAAGCUUAUCUUAUGCUUCUGUUGUCUAUUAUUCCGUAAAGGCAAAAAUGUUCCAGUCUUUAGUAAUGUUGCGAAUUAAUCUACACUUUUGACAUUGAUUAUUGUGAAUUGCUCUCUGAUUGUAUGUAUAAUGCAAACAGAAAUAUUAUAGAUGCAUUUGCAAGCUUCGUUAGAACUUAACUGGAUGUACCAAGUAGAAUUUGCCAAGUGCUAGAUUUCCACCAUUAACCCUUCACUGUUCUUCUCAUUCUGUGCAACUGUAUUUUUAUUGUACAUCAAUGUUGGAAAGCUUCUGGUGUGUGCUGAAGUUUUUGAAGAAAUGUUAUACAUUCAGCUGUAGUCUCACUUCUUCCACUGAAGUCUGAAAAGAAAUCAAACAUUGAAUCAGA